Molecule: messenger RNA, 1125 nt
Organism: Styela clava
Lineage: Eukaryota; Metazoa; Chordata; Ascidiacea; Stolidobranchia; Styelidae
Product: myosin catalytic light chain, smooth muscle-like
Cellular component (GO): myosin II complex
Molecular function (GO): calcium ion binding
Source: RefSeq, a predicted model, not a curated record
UGCUGUAACUUUAGACUAUAAAAAGGUAGAAUGUUUUCUUCUGUUAAUCAGUUAUUCAAUCUCAGCUUUCAAGUAUUCUAAAAUAUCUAAAGAAGAAACGUACCUAACAAAGACAUGGAAUUUACAGAACAACAAAUUGAAGAUGUCAGAGAAGCUUACGAACUUUUCUCCGAUUCCGAUGGUGAAACGAUCUACUAUCACCAGGUUGGUGACGUCAUUAGAGCACUCGGUGAAUGUCCCACUAAUGAAGACGUCAUGAAAUACAUGGGAAAUCCUAGUCAAGAAGAACUCAAAACAAAAAAAAUGACAGUCGAAGAAUUUUUACCAGUAUUGUCACAAAUUCAAAAACUAGCAAAACAAGGAAGCUACGAAGAUUUUGUUGAAGGAUUACGAGUAUUUGAUAAAGACGGCAAUGGUACAUUGAGAGGAGCUGAAAUCAGACAUAUUUUGACAACUUUAGGUGAAAGAAUGUCAACUAGCGAAGUAGCAACAAUGAUGCAUGGACAAGAAGAUUCGAGCGGAACCAUCAACUAUUCAGACUUCAGCAAAUUUCUUCUCGAGAAAAAGAUUUAAAUGUUGAUGUUAGCAUAAGAGUUUUAUUGGGGUACAUUUUUUAAAUGAAUCUUUUCAUACAAUAAUAAUUUUAUAUCAAUAUUAAAUCUUUCUAAACGAUUUUUGUAUUAGAUUUUAUAUAACUUAAUCAGAACUUGAAUACCUUCAUUUGUCAUGCUGCUUGAUCCUUUAAAAUACUUUUGUAACGUUCGUUUUUUUAUUUGCCGAAUGAUCUCCCUCGCCCUUUCCGGCUGCCUCAAAUAUCAGUUUAAUCAGCCUUUUCCUCCUUAUUCUCUCAUUCUCUUCUUUCCCUCUCUCUAGCGGAACCUUUAUCAAUAUCUGUCACUUUCUGAGCACUAAAAACGUAUCAUGCUAAAUUCAGGUUAUCUUCGGUUAAACCAUUCUUUUGUAUUAGUAUUUUAUUGCCUCUUCGUAAUUACCACAAACGUAAAUAACCACACAAUGAAUGCAUUUUGUAAUGAAGAUUGGAUUUUCUUUUUGUUUCUUGCUAGUCAUUGUCUAAUAUUUUGUCGACAAUAAAUCGAAAUAUUUGAAUAAAUAACGAGAAUGCUG